Cynoglossus semilaevis (tongue sole) is the source of this 4546-nucleotide messenger RNA. It is a transcript of the gene kcnc4, whose product is annotated as potassium voltage-gated channel, Shaw-related subfamily, member 4. NCBI's taxonomy places the organism in Eukaryota, Metazoa, Chordata, Actinopteri, Pleuronectiformes, Cynoglossidae. Gene Ontology annotation, biological process: action potential; potassium ion transmembrane transport; protein homooligomerization. Gene Ontology annotation, cellular component: postsynaptic membrane; dendrite membrane; voltage-gated potassium channel complex. The record is from RefSeq and is a predicted model, not a curated record. Gene Ontology annotation, molecular function: protein binding; delayed rectifier potassium channel activity.
CACACACAUACAUACACACACACUCCAUCCUCUCUCGAUCUAAUUAGAGGGAGUGGUUUUUCAAUAACGCGCCGUGCGUCUCCGGCAGCCAGAGAGUUAAAUUGUCCAGGCUGUUGUUGAACGCACCAUUCAACUGGGCUGUGUCGCUAAGGGAAGACAGGCUGCUGAGGAGAAGCAACAGAUCCCCAGCUGGAAAACAAACGCACAUCUGGCACGAAAGCUGCGCCUGUGGUGGAUCAGCACGGAGCGGAGGAGAGCUCGUUUUCAGUGCGUGAUUAGACGCUCGUCUCUCAGCCUUCUGCCCUUUUUAUGUGUGGAGGAAAUAGAAAAAAGUUGUACGCCGUAGUCGCGUGUUUUCUUUUCAUGCAUAAAACCAGUACCCAGUGUGUUGAGAUAUUUUACGGUGCUCAGGGCUGAGUCCUCGGGUGUCACGGGGCCCAGCCGCCGUGCGUAAUUGGCUAAUUAGCUGCACCUGCAGUUUAUUAGCGUUCUGGUCCUCACCGACAGGAGACCGUGGAAACAUCUGGAGUUUGAGGCUGUGGAGACGUUCUGUGAUUUUACUUGACGACAUUUGAAAGGCACCGCUCUGUGGUUUGUCACGGCACCAGACUGAGUUUGGUAACAGGUGGUUUUGUAUUGAGCGUCUGACUGUGGCGCUGUCUGGACCACUGCUGCUCGAUUCCGUGGAUACAUGAGCCACAGAGACCGUUAUAAAGAGCAGGGUCUGAAAUGAGGGCCCACUUUGCCCUGAUUUUCUGAUCUCUGAGUGAACACCAGUUCUGAAACGGAGGGGCGAACCGCCAGAAGAGCCCAGCCUCCCAAUGAUAAGCUCGGUGUGUGUCUCCUCUUACAGAGGGCGCAAAUCAGGCAACAAACCUCCGUCUAAAUCAUGUCUGAAGGAGGAGAUGACCAGGGGGGAAGACUCGGACAAAAUUAUCAUCAACGUGGGCGGCACUCGACACGAAACCUACAAGAGCACCCUCAGAACCCUGCCGGGGACGCGCCCCGCCGCCCCGCCCCCGCCGCUCAGUGGCUCGGACGUGGACGCUGCGCCCCCGAGUGUCACCGAGUUCUUCUUUGACAGACACCCGGGCAUCUUCGCCUACGUGCUCAACUACUACCGGACCGGGAAACUGCAUUGCCCGGCAGACGUCUGCGGGCCACUCUUCGAGGAGGAGCUGGCUUUCUGGGGGAUAGACGAGACCGACGUGGAGCCGUGCUGCUGGAUGACCUACAGGCAGCACCGGGAUGCCGAGGAGGCUCUGGAUGUAUUUCAACCGCCGGAACCUGACGACACCGACGAUGAUCGAGAGAUGGCGAGACGGUUCGGCAUCGAGGACUGUCCAGAUAGGUCCAGAGGCUGUUGUGAAGUUUGGCAACCGAAGAUAUGGGCCUUGUUUGAUGACCCGUACUCCUCCAGAGCAGCCCGGGGCGUUGCUUUUGCCUCUCUCUUCUUCAUCCUCGUCUCCAUCACCACCUUCUGCCUGGAGACCCAUCAGGCCUUCAACGUGCUGCAGAACCGCACGGAGCUGGUCGUCGUGGGCAACGUCACACAAGAAGUGCAGCGAUGGGAGAUGGUGACCAAGCCUGUCCUCGUCCUGGUAGAAGGUGUCUGCGUGGUCUGGUUCACGCUCGAGUUCUUGGCACGCAUCGUCUGCUGCCCCGACAAGGUGGUCUUCAUCAGAAACUCCCUGAACAUCAUUGACUUUGUGGCCAUCCUGCCCUUCUACCUGGAGGUGGGUCUGAGUAGUCUCUCAUCUAAAGCCGCCAGCGACGUGCUGGGCUUCCUUCGAGUGGUGCGCUUCGUUAGGAUCCUCCGGAUCUUCAAACUCACGCGGCACUUUGUGGGCAUGCGAGUGCUGGGCCACACGCUGAGGGCCAGCGUCAAUGAAUUCCUCCUGCUCGUCAUCUUCUUGGCUCUGGGCGUGCUCAUCUUCGCCACCAUGAUUUACUACGCUGAGCGUAUCGGUGCCAUGCCCGACGACCCCACCGGCUCCAACCACACACACUUUAAGAACAUUCCCAUCAGCUUCUGGUGGGCAGUGGUCACCAUGACCACGCUGGGCUACGGAGACAUGUACCCCAAGACGUGGCUGGGCAUGAUGGUGGGGGCGCUGUGUGCACUGGCUGGAGUUCUGACCAUCGCCAUGCCAGUGCCCGUCAUCGUCAAUAAUUUUGGGAUGUACUACUCCCUGGCUAUGGCCAGACAGAAACUGCCCAAGAAGAAGAAGAAGCACAACCCAAAUCCUGACGCUCCGACUGAUUCAAUUUCAUUCGGAAAGUCAGAAACAAACUCGCACAGAGACAGCACGCAGAGUGACACGUGUCCACUGGCGUCUGAGGAGAAUACCAGCAGAAAACGUUCAGAUUCCAAACAAAACGGAGAUGCAAAUGUAGCCCUUUCAGAGGAGGAAGGCUGCAGCCUGACCCAGCCUCUCUCCCCCAGUGAGAAGUGGUCUCUCAGAGUCACCAGAGGCAGAGACAAGAGCAAGAAGGAGGGCACCUGCUUCCUCCUCACCUCAGGAGACCCCGGUGUCCACACAGACAGCUGUAAUGACAUCCUAGCUGCCACUGGAAACUACACUCAGCCUGAGGUCACCACGCUGACCUGAUGACGAUCAGUCCACCCCGCGCAGAGCUCCACCUCCGUCCCCUGCUUUUCUUUCCGUCCUCAGUGAACUGCAGAAGUGACUCUUUGUAUUCUGGACCAGUUGUCCUCCACAUCCAGGAACCCUGUGGAAAAUCUGCCGCAAAAGCAGAGUCAUCGAAACAACUCUCAUCUACAUGUCCCGGAGCGUUUUGCAUGUACUGCAUGAUCUGCUGUUGUCAAACGUACUGGACAGUAUGAUUUGGUGGACAUGUCCUUGGUUGUCUUUAUGGGCCUUAGAGUGUGUUUCCCAGUGGGCUCCUGUCUGAACGUUUCUGUCGGUGGUUGUUGGACACAGAUGAUAAAACAGGGUUUAAUCAGACAAAUCAGGAUUCGAUCACUCAGUCAGAGUCAGUCAGUCAUCAACUCAUGGACUCAUCCGCCUGUGGACUCACUGGUUACCAACACGUCUCCUGGCAUCUCUUACAGGUAACGGAGCGUCUGGAUACGACAGCACGUCAGUUACAGUGAAUCCAAUCAUAUUUAACACAGUGUCAUAAUUCAUUAGCAGCUACUUACAGGCGGCUGCCCAACCCUAACAUGACUGUAGCCAACCGUCACUCAUUCAUAAACGGUGUCCGUUUUCUGUUAUGCUUCUUUUUUUUUUUUUUUUUUUUUUAGCCAUCUGGACCAAAAACUCUAGUUUUUCUUGUGUUUUUGUUGCUCAGCAAUUUAGCCAACAAGCUUACGGUCUACAUGAACCAACUCAACAAACACCUGUGCUGUCUGUCGUCCUCAGAGAUAUGUUUGAAGCCAUCUCAGCAUUUCCAGUCUUUUUUCUGGGCUUCACUGCCGUCUACCGAAAAUUAGGUUAGGUCCAUUCUUUUUAUAAAUGAUCUAUGGUCAGAUUUGACGGAACCACACAGACACUGGACAACUGGUUUAUUUAAAGAAUUGCAGCUGUAAGCCUCUACAGAAACAAACCUCCGCCAUCAUUAGCUCUCAUGUCCACAAAUGUCGCUGAACGUCACGUGCUAAACACUCAGACACUUGUGAAUAUGAGUUUAUACAGUAAACUACUGUGACUGUGAACUAGGAUUAGAUGAAAACUUGAAAUCGUUGUGGGAUCCUGAUCCACCACACACGCUUCAGAGUUCUUUGUUCGUCGCCCGCUCUCUGCCUUCUGUCGUGCCACUGCCUUUUUUUACACAGAGUCCAAGGGACAACGUGCAGAUUGUGAAAUGGUUGAGACAUCAGUGUGGUCUGAACUGCAGCUCAGGCCACACCAGGUUUGGAAAUUCUUGAACUAUAUGAGAAUUUAACAAAAACAACUAAAAACAAAAACAGGUUCAUGGAUCAGUAUUACUGGACAUUAGGUGUAUGCAAUCGAUGCAUUAUUACAGGGUGAGUCAGGUCCAAAUGUUGACUCUGUAGGGUUGUGCAGUAGGUUUACACUACAGUUGUUAUUAAAAAUAAAAUGCAGUUCAACUCCGUCAGUUCCACUCGUGCCUCCUGUGAGAAAGUGUGCAGUACCGUUGGUAGAUUUGUUCCUUAACACUUUGUGAUUGUGUCGUAUGUAGAAACCCAGUGUCUGUCUUCACUCUUGAACUAUUACUGUAUACGUCGCCGGUGGUCUACCAUAGUGGCCUUAUGUUUAAUGAACAAAGGAAGCUUCGUUCUGUCGUCAGUACUCUCUCCGUUCCUAUGAUGACCCACAGUUUUGUAACUAUGUAUAAGCACAGUUUUUGUUCUUUUUGCAUAUGUAGCAGAGUUGAAUAUUCUGGAUUAUUCCUUCAGUUCCCCCUGUCUGUAUGACAUGUACUGUAUAUGCACCAUUAAAUAGCUGUUAACCAAUAAGGACAGAGCAUUAUUUUGAUAAUCGAUCUUUUUAGCCUCGUUGUCCUCUGUUGUACAUAGAAAUGGAACGCCAUGGAGAAGCAUUUGUUUCAGUCAAAUCUU